Molecule: messenger RNA, 4727 nt
Organism: Osmerus eperlanus (European smelt)
Lineage: Eukaryota; Metazoa; Chordata; Actinopteri; Osmeriformes; Osmeridae
Gene: rgs11
Product: regulator of G protein signaling 11
Exons: 17
Coding region: 842-2260 (472 amino acids)
Biological process (GO): intracellular signal transduction; positive regulation of GTPase activity; G protein-coupled receptor signaling pathway
Cellular component (GO): neuron projection; cytoplasm; plasma membrane
Molecular function (GO): GTPase activator activity
Source: RefSeq, a predicted model, not a curated record
GUUGGUUAAGAGGCUACAGCUGCUAGCUUUUUGUGCUGUCUAGUUGGCUAAGAGGCUACAGCUGCGCUAGCUAGCCAUCUUAUAGAAGCUAUGUAACGUUAGGUGAGCUAAUUUCGCUAGCUUUAGCCAGGUCCCGCUGCGGCACGUGCGCUGCACAAGUUACACUUUAUUUUAUAAAUUUAGCAAACGCUUUUAUCCAAAGUAGUGGUUGCACGGUUUGGCUGUAAUUCUCACCUGUUUAACAUUAACACUUGAUUCCCACUAACAGGAGCAGAAGCGCAGAAAGAACGCACAGUACCUUGAAACACGUCGUGUAUUUCCUGUUGUACGGGUGUCUCAGUGGGACAAACAGUAUUAUGCUAAUUCGGAUUUUGUUCAAUUGCGAUUAAAGUUAAUGAAACUCCGUGGAAGAGUUGACGUCAUGUUGGUUUAGUUAUUAUACUGAUGUUAUGCCGGAUGUGAAUAGGUAUUACUAUUGUUGUGUUAGAUGUCUUAAGUCUUUGUGUAAUGUUUCUGACUCCCAAUGCCGUUGACGAGAUUCACCUCGUAAUUAGAGUUUUGAGAGAUUCCUUUCAGUGCAACGCUGCUGCAAGACUAGGCUAUAUGGCAAUAUGUAAUGCAUACAUGCGAUGCGCUUUCACUUUCAUUUAAAUCUGAUUUGUAUUGUUAGGGUUACACAAAUACUUUGCAUCUGUAUAAUCCGUUUUAAUCCAAAAGGGGUUAGGGGGCGGCAGGAUCCACAGCGUCAUCCACGGAGAUAAAAGUGGUGCUGUUGCGCGCUUUCAAUUCGGUUGAGUUUUGCCAUAGGAGAGCAUUACCGAGAACGCAGAACAUUACCGGGAUGACCAUCAACACCGUGGUGCGCGGAGGCGCGCAGCGAGAACAGAUGGCUUGUCUCAGAAAGAUGGAGAAGGUGAUUGUUGCCAUGCAGGACCCAGAUAUGGGAGUGAAGAUGAGAAACCAGAGACUGCUCAUUACUGUCAUCCCUCACGCUAUGACAGGCAGUGACAUCAUAGAGUGGCUGUUGCAGAAGUAUACUGUGAGUGAGGAAGAGGCACUGCACCUGGGAGGACUCCUGGUGCAUUAUGGGUAUAUUUACCCCCUGAAGGAGCCCAGAGCUCUGAUGCUCCGCCCAGAUGAGUCCCCCUAUCGCUUCCAGACUCCAUAUUUCUGGACUAGUACAAGGUGGCCACCAUCAGAGCUGGACUAUGCCAUCUUUCUAGCUAAGAAGAACAUCAGGAAGCAGGGAGAGCUGAUGGACUAUGAGAAGGAGAGCUACAGUGUGCUGCACAAGAGGAUCAACCACACCUGGGACUUUGUAGUGAUGCAAGCCAGGGAGCAGCUCAGGGCGUCCAAACAGAGGAAGAAGGCAGACCGCAUAGUUCUGGAAUGUCAGGAGCAGGCGUACUGGCUCAUCAACCGACCUCCGCUAGGAGCCAGUGAUGUGUUGGAACUUGGUCCAGAGAGACUCAACCACCUUGGGUCGCGAGUCACAUUGAACGCUGACUACUACAAGAGAGAGAUUGAACAAAGUAGAAGAGCUCUUGGACGAAACCGUGUAAAGUCAUCUAUUUGCCUUGAGAGCUUUGUGAAGUACAGUGAACAGUACCAGAACCAUGACCCCAUCAUGCAGGGCUGUCUCCCUAGCAACCCCUGGAUCUCUGACGACACCUCCCACUGGAACAUGAACACUGAGGCGGUGGCAGUCCCCACCAAGCUCAGGGUGGAGAGGUGGAGUUUUAGCUUCAUGGAGCUCCUGAAUGAUCCUCUAGGAGCCAGAGAGUUCAUGACCUACCUGGAGAAGGAGUUCAGUGCGGAGAACUUGUGUUUCUGGCAGGCCUGUGAAGAUCUGAGACAUGGAGAAAGUUCCAAGAUCCUCCAGAAGGUUCAAGAAGUUUACAAGCAGUUCCUGGCUCCUGGAGCAUCUCGUUGGGUGAACAUUGACAGUAAAACAAUGGAGAAGACACUGCUGGGUCUGCAGCAGCCACAUCGCUUCAUCAUGGACGACGCACAGAUGCACAUAUACUUCCUGAUGAAGAAGGACUCCUUUCCCAGGUAUCUGAAGUCUGAUCUGUAUAAGAACAUGUUGGAAAAAGCAAUCGUCCCCCAGGAGACGAAGAAAAGUGUUUUUCCCUUCAUGAGGCGUCAGCGUCACUCUAGCCCCUCCCCUGCCAUGGUCUCCCAGGCAACGGAUGAUGAUGGGCGAGGCAAAGGGGCGGGGCCUGCAGGAACCAACUCAACAACCAUGUCCCAGGUCUGAUCGCCGUAGCAACUAGAUGUGAUCACCACCAUUGCUUUGUUACCAUAGAAACAUAUCCACUGCAUGUCUCUGGUUUGCAGGCCCCUCGUCCUUAGAAUUUGUGUAAGCCCCAUCCCCUUUUCUAGAGUAAAUCCUCCUGCUUUACUGUGCAGAAUAGAACCUAUCGUGUAUAUGUGCCUAGAACAGGUGUUAGUACGGGUGCAGGCGGGGAGCGUGAGUUGUUGACAGUCAAGUCCUGUUGUUGUUGUUGUUGUUGUGGUCUGAUGAUGCAUGUUCAUUUCAAUAAAAGCCAUGCUUACAUUCUGCAUCUGCAUGCUCCAAUCACUGUCUUCCAGUAUACACACACAACCAGAUAAGUACAUACACACACACACACACACACACACACACACACGCCAACAGAUAAGCAGACACACACAGCCAGAUGUUACUCCAGCCUGGAGAUUAUCCUUAAUCCAACUGCUUCCUUUGCUCAGCCUUCUCUGUGGUUAAACAGCCAAUCAGAGCUGUGCUGCCAUGAGGAUACAGCUAAGCCAAUCAGAGUGCCAGUAUACACAGAGCAUGCUCCCUUUACAGAAUAAAAGAAACUCAAGAUGUGUAUCUUGAUUUUUAACAAAAACUUCUUCCAGUGCAUUGCUCUUCAGAAUCACAAAAUGAAUACAAACACAAACAAUAUAUUAAAAUCGAAUAUAAUUAAUUGUAUCUUCCAUCUUCCUGUAAUGUCUACACACACUAGAAUGUCUACACACACUAGAAUGUCUACGCACACUAGAAUGUUGACCCACAAAGGAGAGAAGGAACAAAGAAAGCACAUGCAUAAAACAUUUACAAUCAUGUGCAAAUAAACAUGUACAUUUAUCCUUUUGCACAGGUGCGAAAGGGAUGGAAACAGAGGGAAAGAGGAGACAUAGAGAAAAGAGAUAUUAAAAUACAGAGAGCGAGAGAGAGAGAUUCAGACAUGGAGAGAGAUUCAGACUGAGAGACAGUGGAAAAUGAGUCACCAAUAACUAAUCAGAAAUAUAUUUACAUUCAUUACCAGUCCUUAUUUAAACACAUGAUAAUAAGCCCCAUACACACACUUUAUUUCUGUCAUUAUGGAAAGUGCUUUAAAAAUGUUGCUUUGUAGAGUAUGUAGAGGAUGAGGGUGUGGAGGAUGAGGGUGGAGGAGAUGAGGGUGUGGAGGGUGUGGAGGAUGAGGGUGGAGGGGAUGAGGGUGUAGAGGAUGAGGAUGGAGGGGAUGAGGGUGGAGGGGAUGAGGGUGUAGAGGAUGAGGGUGGAGGGGAUGAAGGUGUAGAGGAUGAGGGUGGAGGGGAUGAGGGUGUAGAGGAUGAGGGUGGAGGGGAUGAGGGUGGAGGGGAUGAGGGUGUAGAGGAUGAGGGUGGAGGGGAUGAGGGUGGAGGGUACAAGGAUGGAGGGUACAGAGACAGGAGGAAGACAUGAUUGGUCAGAAGAAAGAGCACCAGUGAUUAACAAUGAUGUUGUGUGUGAAGUGUGUGAGGUGUUUAGUGUUUGUGUUCUAAGUGACAGUGUACAGCUCGUCCUUGGUGCCCUGGCAGAGUGUGUAUCCACAGACACGCGGCCACCAGGACCCCCAGGGGUGUGUGUGUGUGUGUCGAGGCGGCAGCAGGAACACCACACUGACGGCCACCAGCAUGUGCCACAGGGAGUGUAUGUACAGGUAGUUGUCCUCCGUCUCAGCGAACACGUAGAGACACACCCCCACCAGCGCACUGCCCAGACCAGGCAGCAGGAAACACACCCAGCGACGCCACAAGGGGGGGUAACACUGUCGCCUGCUCACCCCCCGGUACACCUGCACACACCAUACACAAACAUACAUAGACACACUAUAAAGACAUGAGAACAUGGUCCUUGUGUGUCCUGAAGACAAAAGCUGUGUUUGAUGUGUGGGGUGUGUACGGUGAGUGCAUGCGGUGAGUGCGUGCGUAGUGCGUGAGUUGAGUGCGUGCGGUGAGUGCGUGCGUGCGGUGAGUGCGUGCGGUGAGUGUGUGCGGUGAGUGCGUGUGUACUGACCCAGGUGGACAGCAUGGCCAGAGCAGCACACAGCACGGGUCCCAGCAUGUUCCACAGACCUCUCCUGUCCAGCUGCAGCGACAUGGCUAUCAGCAUCGCACCUAACAUGAACAGAGUCUAACACAGACAUGGCUAUCAGCAUCACACCUAACAUGAACACAGUCUAACACAGACAUGGCUAUCAGCAUCACACCUAACAUGAACACAGUCUAACACAGACAUAGCUAUCAGCAUCACACCUAACAUGAACACAGUCUAACACAGACAUGGCUAUCAGCAUCACACCUAACAUGAACACAGUCUAACACAGACAUGGCUAUCAGCAUCACACCUAACAUGAACACAGUCUAACAUAGACAUGGAUAUCAGCAUCACACCUAACAUGAACACAGUCUAACACAGACAUGGAUAUCAGCAUCACACCUAACAUGAA